UAGCCUUCUAGAAUCAUUUGAUGUUACUUAUAAUUAUUAGUGAGAUUUUAUCAUCUGUCUUCCUCUUCUGUUUCAUUUUUGUCACUCUUGUUUUAUGUGCUGAAUCUUGAUCCAUGAUCUGUACAUCAAGGGUUUUCUCGAAAUAAUUUGUGUUAACUGUAAACAGAGUGUGAAGUUCACAGUCCCAGGCUCCAGCAGUACAGUCACAAGAUGGCUGGACUGUUGGUCAGCAUCUUUAUGUUCCUGAUGGUGUUCUCAUCCCUUUCUUUGGGGAACGCUCAGCAAUGGGGGCGCCAGGCUAACGACCGGGUCCUGUUGAGCGACGUGCAGACUCUGACGCUGCACCAGGGAAAAAUGACGGCCGCACGACGAACCCGUGCUGUUCCGCAGUUGGCCUGUGUCGGUGGUACGGCGGGAUGUAGUGCGUUUGUUCCGCAGACUGUGCAGUGCUACAACCGGGGUUCCGAUGGAAUGGAUGUGCAGUGGGAAUGCAAAACAGAUAUGGAUAAUGACUUCCGAUUUGGACAAAUCGAAGUCGUUUGCGAAGGAUAUGAACAUCCCGAAGAUCCAUACGUUUUGAAAGGCAGUUGUGGGAUGGAGUAUACGCUGGAUCUGACGAAAGAAGGGGUGCAGCAUCGCAAAACACAGGGAUCUCAUCAGUCUUCGUAUUCAUAUGCCAAGUCUCCGACAACUAAAACAACAGAUGGUCUGAGAACACCUUGGUACAUCAGCACUCUCUUCCUCAUCGGCGUGAUAUGGUUUAUCUACAAAAUCUACCGAACCUGUGUGGCUCAGCGGCAGUUCUCCACCACCAACUCGGAUCAUCCGCAAGGCCCCGGCCACAAUCCCUCCUCCGGAGGGGGCUCCAGUUUCGGGUCUUCUUCCCGUCCCUACGGCGCUCCACCGCCUUAUCCCGGCGAUUCGUCAGCCUUUCCGGGCGAGAGCUGUAAUGCCAAUCGCAAUACCGGAACCGCCGGGGCUCGUGGAGGUGGUGGUCCGGGCUUUUGGAGUGGAAUGGGAGCGGGUGCGGGGUUGGGUUAUUUGUUUGGACGCCGGAAUACGGGCGGAAGCUGGUUUGGUGGGGGAUACAAUCGUGCUCCGCCGUACAAUCCCAGCUACGAUUAUGGCAGCAGUUCGACGUCGUACAGUUCAGGAUUCGGAGGCGGCACGAGCUCUACCGGCUCUAGUGGAUCACGGGAAGCCUCGGGAUUCGGUGGAACGCGAAGAAGAUAAUUUACCCUUUUUCUUAUUUAAGUGCAUGUGAAAGUUUUGCUGCAUUUACGCCUUUGACAGCUUGUGAGAAAAUUGUGAUUUUGGUUUACAAUUGUAUUUUAGUGUUUGAAAUUCGUUUUUGCUGGUUUAAAAGAAUCUCACAAGUUGUGUCGUAGUACGCGUUUACUAUUUUAAUUGGGCAUUCUUCGCCACUCGGUUGUUCGUGUUUGCCUCUGACUGGACAAAAAUGCGAAGCAAGA
Molecule: messenger RNA, 1472 nt
Organism: Paramacrobiotus metropolitanus
Lineage: Eukaryota; Metazoa; Tardigrada; Eutardigrada; Parachela; Macrobiotidae
Product: store-operated calcium entry-associated regulatory factor-like
Exons: 5
Coding region: 211-1233 (340 amino acids)
Biological process (GO): regulation of store-operated calcium entry
Cellular component (GO): endoplasmic reticulum membrane
Source: RefSeq, a predicted model, not a curated record